Rhodotorula toruloides NP11 is the source of this 1167-nucleotide messenger RNA. RefSeq names its product OTU domain-containing protein 6B. The record is from RefSeq and is a predicted model, not a curated record. Gene Ontology annotation, molecular function: cysteine-type deubiquitinase activity. Gene Ontology annotation, biological process: protein deubiquitination. Lineage: Eukaryota; Fungi; Basidiomycota; Microbotryomycetes; Sporidiobolales; Sporidiobolaceae. The transcript has 7 exons. The coding region runs from base 1 to 1167 and encodes 388 amino acids.
AUGACAGACUCGUCGCCUGCUGCUGCCGCGCACCACGAGCACAACAAAGAGACCCUCGUCGCCGCCGCCGCUGCCGUCUCGCCCCCGCCGCCCGCUCUGAACCCGCUGCUCGCUCGCGGAAAGCUCAAGAAGCCCGCCAAGGGAGGCAGCGCAGGGAAGGGGAAGGGAAAGGCGAAGAUUGUCAAGGACGUCUACAAGGCCAAGCAGGACGAGCUCGAAGUGGUCAGCGCCGGAGGAGUCGGCGGAGGCGAGGAGGGAGAGGUCCUCGACCUGGCCGACCAGCUUCUCGAGCAGCUCGGCGGACAGCUCGAGGACGACGCCGGAAAUGCUGCGCCGCCGCCUGCACCCUCCAAGUCGGAGCCGCCGUCGAGAGGGACGCCUCUUAGCCCGAGUUCGACCUUGACGACCAACAGCCAGGGCAGCGGACACUCGGCGCGGGAGAUGUUCCAGGGUUUCAAGGAGGAUCUCAGGGACGCUUUCUUGCCGAGCCGGCAGAGCCCGAACGGGAACGGCGAACGGAAGAUGGGUCGCCAGGAGGCGAGGAAGCUGCGAAAAGCCAACGCGUUCGAGCAACAACGGCGAGAAGCGGCGGCGGAGGUUGCGGCGGACAACGACCGCUCUGUCGAGAUGGAGAAGGAGGCCAUCUCCGCGCAGUGUCGGAAGCUCAAGGUCAUGAUCAAGGAGAUCGAGCCCGACGGUCACUGUAUGUACUCGGCAGUCGCCGACCAGGUCAACUUUCUCAAGCUCGCGCCCUCGAGGGAGAACUACCAGUCCAUCCGCCAAAACGCCGCCGCCUACAUGCGCACACAUCCCGACGAGUUCCUCCCGUUCUUGCCGAGCGAGUUGGAGCCGGAUAACAUGAUGAGUCCAGAGGAGUUUGCAAAGUACUGCGAUACGGUGGAGAGGACGGCAGAAUGGGGAGGCGAGCCAGAGAUACGAGCACUCUCGCUGCACUACCAAGCGCCGGUGAUCGUCGUGCAAGCCGGGACCGACAUGGUCGAACACGGAUCCGACUUCCCUCGAGAACGCGCCAUGCUCAUCUCAUAUCAUCGCAAGAUGUACGGACUCGGCGAACACUACAACUCGCUUCGGCCAACGACACACGGCGCGCCGCACGUCCUCCCGCCCGCUCCGUCAGAUUCGACGCCUAUAGCGCAUUCGGCGUGA